AUGAGCAACAUCAACGACAUGCUCGCCGCAGCGGCGCACCACUUCGAGCGGGACCGAGCUCUGAUUCCAAUGUACUUGCACCUCCUGCUCUCCGCCUUAUUUCCGAUCUAUACAGGUGCCCAUGCCUCACUAUCACGGCCAUCUUCUGCGGCCAAGCCUCAGAAGCGUACCAGAGAAGAGAAUGACGAAGAGGAAGACGAGGAAACAAUUGAAAAGAUGGAGGGAUUGACUCCAAAGGAUGCUAUAAUCUUCCCUGUCACGGCAGGUCUUGUUCUGUCCGCUCUUUAUUUCGCUAUCAAGACGUAUGGCGCUGGCAUUAUCAAUCAGAUCCUCGGAGCCUAUUUCUCGUUGAUCGGCACGUAUAGCGUCGCCAAGCUCAUCAACGACUCCUGGACCGUUCUUGCGAGCUUCGCCACUCCAACAUACUACUACGAUCAGGGCAAAGUCUGGAAGUUGAGCGAGAAGGACCGCAAAGCGACUGCGGUUGGCGCCAAUGAAGCCGAAAGUGGUGUUCGCCCUUCACCGCUUGCUGGCCCACUGGGGCGAGUAUUCCUCCCGGAGACUUUUCGAGAUUUUAUUUGGGCAGGUCGGGGCCUUGUGAAGCAGCGAUUUGUGGUCGAGGGCUACGCGAAGGACGUAUUCGACUUUCGCGCAAUCUUCACUCGUUUGAACGUGCUGUCCGCUAUUCUUGGCAUCACAGCUGUAGGCUACUUCGUGUUUGUUGAUAAGCCAUGGUGGCUCACAAAUCUACAAGGCUUUGCUGUCUGCUAUGGUGAGAACUUUGUUCGAAAGACCACUUGUCAAUACACCGCUAACCCCAGCUUGUAGGUGCCCUCCAGCUAAUGUCGCCAACGACAUUUCUGACCGGAACCCUGAUACUUUCGGGACUGUUCUUCUACGACAUUUGGGCUGUAUUCUUUACUCCUCUCAUGGUGACAGUCGCCAAGAACUUGGAUGUGCCCAUCAAGCUCGUUUUCCCGAGGCCGUAUGAGCCCAGUACAGAACCAGGAAAGCCGCCAGUGCGAAGCUUUAGUAUGCUUGGACUUGGAGAUAUCGUGCUUCCCGGUCUGAUGAUCGCUCUGGCCUUGAGAUUCGACCUUUACAUGUACUACCUCAAGAAGCAGACUACUGCGGACACAGUCACAGCACAAACGAACAAAAGCCAGUCCAACGCUGAUGAUGUGCGGAAAGCGCCGUGGAUACCAGUAACUGGGCAUUGGGGUGAAAGAUUUUGGACCGCUCGACUCGCAUCAUCUCCUGAGUCCAAUCGCUUACCAGAGUCUUUGACGACCAGCUUCCCGAAACCGUACUUUACGGCAUGUGUGAUCGGCUAUGUCGUUGGAAUGAUUGCGACACUCAUUUUCAUGAGUGUGUUCCAGCAUGCCCAACCAGCCCUCCUCUAUCUUGUUCCGGCGGUUUUGACUAGCUUGUGGGGCACUGGCUUUGCGCGCGGAGAGCUGAAGCACCUGUGGGAAUUUACCGAGUCGAUUGAUGGUCAAGCCGAAAACGAAGACAAAGAUGAGAAAGAAGAAACAGAGGCAACGGAACAAGGCGAGGAGACUUCGCAGUGGUGGACAUUUUCAUGGGUUUGUGAUCUUCUGCUUGGUAGCAACAAGACAAGCGCCAAGGAAAGUCCCUUGAGUAAGAAUUCGCAGCAGGAAAGCUUAAGCAAGGCGGUCGCCCAGUCAGAACAUGAAGGUCAAGAAAAGAAAGGUCCAGAUACAGACAAAGAUGCAAAGGUGGAGGAAGUCAGGCAUAGGUCAGUGGGCCCUGAUGUGGUGUUCUCUUUCGCUAUCAGCCGGCACAAACAAAAUGCCAACGAUGCUUCCGGCGAUCCUGCUCUAGCUUCCACAAGCAAACCGCCACCUGGAGUAGAGCCUGAUGCAAAACAUGAACCGUCUGACUCCUUGUCUUCUGACGAGGUUCUGGUGUCCUCCUCGGAUCUCUCUGGCCAAGAUUGA
This is a messenger RNA of Lecanosticta acicola, 1961 nucleotides long. Lineage: Eukaryota; Fungi; Ascomycota; Dothideomycetes; Mycosphaerellales; Mycosphaerellaceae. The record is from the annotation of a GenBank genome assembly.